AAUCGAUGCUGAGUCAACUCAAACAUCUAUCCUCUCCGAUCGGGACUUGGCUUUUAUAAUGAUUUUGGAGCGAUUCGAGUCGCGAAAUUGGCGAGUUGUUUCCCUUUUUUAUCUGUUUUAAAUUUCAAUUACUUUUAAUUUUGAGGGUUUAUAGUUUAUAAGUAUUUAGAGUGAUAGCGAUGAUCAUGAUUCUGAUAGGCGACAAAAUGGAGAUGGGCUGCUGCUCGUGCUUUGGUAUAUAAGGAAUCCCAUUGAUUUUUCCAAUUCUAGUUGCCGUUUUUCUCUCCAUUUGUUCAGGAUCAUCGAAACCCGCCUUGGCCCUUGUUGUCUUUUUGAGUAAUGGUCCUGAAAUUCUGUUUUGUUUUGUUUUGUUGCUCCAUUUUUGGGAAGACUUCCAAUUCUUCGCCGAUUAGAAGGAUAUAAUCUGCAGAAGAUACUUCUGCUUCUGCUUCUGCUUCUGCUGCUGCUUUUCCUGUUCUUCGCUACCCCUUUCGUUAGUUCUUGCCUUUUCCCAAUGUUUCUUUUCGAAUCAUAUUGAGAAUAGCUUCGAUUUUGAAUGGAAGAGAGUAACUCUAAAAGCAAGUUCAAGAGGGUUUGCGUCUUCUGCGGCAGCAACUCUGGCCAUCGCAAAGUCUUCAGCGAUGCCGCUCUUGAUUUGGGAAAUGAACUGGUUGAGAGGAAGAUUGAUUUGGUGUACGGUGGGGGAAGUGUUGGUUUGAUGGGAUUGAUAUCACAAACUGUAUACGAUGGAGGCUGCCAUGUUCUUGGGAUCAUUCCGAAAGCUCUGAUGCCUCAUGAGAUUUCUGGGGAAACUGUGGGAGAGGUAAGAACAGUUUUGGACAUGCAUGAACGAAAAGCUGCGAUGGCUCGAGAAUCCGAUGCUUUCAUUGCUCUUCCUGGAGGGUAUGGGACUAUGGAAGAGCUGUUGGAGAUGAUAACGUGGGCGCAACUCGGUAUCCACAAGAAACCGAUUGGCCUGCUUAAUGUUGAUGGUUACUACAACUCUUUGUUGGCACUAUUCGAUAAUGGCGUGGUAGAAGGUUUCAUUAAGCCCGUUGCUCGAGAAAUUGUGAUAUCUGCUCCAACAGCAAAGGAACUAAUGGAAAAAAUGGAGGAACAUACUCCUUUUCGUGAACACGUUGCUCCCCAUGAAAGCUGGGGAACGGAGCACCUCGGGGAUUAUCCUAGCCAAGAAAAUAAACCAUGACCGAUAAGCGAUCUUCUUAUGAACUGGUGAGUGUUAUUAGUUCUUGGAUGCUUGAAUCAUUAGUGAUCCAAGUAGAAGAAAGCUGGUUAUUAUAAACUUGAAAAAAUGGCAGAAGGAGAAGCAGAAGCAGAAGAGAAGUUGAGUUUGAAAAGUAAAAGACUGUUCAUAAUACUAUUCUUUUGCAUUUUGGUUGGUAGUGCAUUUUUCUGUCAACGAUGUUGACACUCUUUUUUUUUUUCUUCUUUUCAUUAUCUUCUGUCAUUAUUGGCUCUAUUAUGCCCUUUCAGUGCGCUCCUCAUUAUUGCAUCUUUAUUCACAAACUCUCUUGUUUC
Molecule: messenger RNA, 1539 nt
Organism: Cucurbita pepo subsp. pepo (vegetable marrow)
Lineage: Eukaryota; Viridiplantae; Streptophyta; Magnoliopsida; Cucurbitales; Cucurbitaceae
Source: RefSeq, a predicted model, not a curated record